AUGAAGUUCUCCAAGCUGCGUCCUUUGCCACGGCUAGUUUCGCUGCUCAGUCCGCUUGGUAGAAUGUUGCAGCUGCACAACGAUGCCAGCAGUCACAUUGUGCGACCCGAUUGGCACGCCGUCACAGACGGACGCUGGAACAAGGGCCUGAGUUUCACCAUUGAGGAGCGUCAGCGAUUGGGCGUCCAUGGGCUGUGGCCAUGCUCGCAUCGGGACUUGGAGGAGCAGCUGAAGGCCGUGGGAAUCAACUUCCAUGCGCGCAAGGGCAACAUCAGCAAGUUCACGUACAUCAACUCGCUGUCGCACCGGCACCAGCGGCUGUACUACCGCUUUCUUAGGGACUACACGGAAAUUGUGCUGCCCAUCAUCUAUACGCCGACGGUGGGGGAGGUUGUCGCCUCCUUCGGGCUGCACUUCAGGUAUCCCGAGGGCCUGUACAUCACCAUCUUCGACCGGGGCCACAUCAAGGAUGUACUCGAGAACUGGAAGGAGAAGUAUGUCCGGGCCAUAUGCGUCACGGACGGCGGUCGCGUCCUGGGUCUCGGCGACAUGGGGGCCAACGGCAUGGGCAUAUCCAUUGGCAAGAUUGCCCUGUAUACCGCCUUGGCGGGGGUGCCGCCACACCAGCUGCUGCCCGUCUGCCUGGAUGUGGGCACCGACAACGAGGAGCUGCUCGGCGAUCCGCUGUAUGUGGGAGCGCGAAUCAAGCGCGUACGCGGCGCCGAGUACGAGGACUUUGUGCAGGAGUUCAUGGAGGCUGUGGUGGAUUCCUAUGGCACGGAUAUCUUCAUCCACCACGAGGACUUCGCCACGCCCAACGCGAUAAAGUUCCUGAAGAAGUAUCAGUUCUCCUACUGCUGCUUCAACGACGACGUUCAGGGCACAGGCGCCACCGGUCUGGCCGGCAUGCUCAACGUGGAACGUGUGACCAAGCGGAAGCUGGAGGACAUGAUCUUUCUGUUUGCCGGUGCAGGGAGUGCCGCCCUUGGCAUUGCCAAUAUGCUGCUCACGGCCCUGCAAGCACGAGGACUCUCCCCCGAGGAGGCGGCCAACAAAAUCUAUCUGUUCGAUCACAACGGCCUCGUGACGUGCGCGUCGGAGAAGAUUGAACAGCAGGCCAGGAAGUAUGCCAAGCCCAUGGACCCGAUCAAGGACCUCGCCGACGUGGUGGACCAUCUGAAGCCCUCGAUUCUGUUGGGGGCCACUGGCGUUGGGGGACUCUUCACCGAGCAGGUGCUCCGAGCAAUGGCCAAACAUCAGGAGCGACCUGCCGUGUUUGCCCUCUCGAAUCCCACCAACAGGAGCGAGUGUACGGCCGAGCAGGCCUACACAUUCACAGAGGGUCGAGUCUUGUUCUGUUCGGGAUCGCCGUUUCCGCCCGUGGUGAUGAAUGGCAAACGCUUCAUCCCCGCACAGGCCAACAAUUGCCUGGUGUAUCCGGGGAUCGCUUUGGGCGCAAUUUGUGCGCGGGGCCGCUUUCUGCCGGACGAAAUUUACUCCGAGGUGGCCGCCACGCUGGCCAAUAGAACAUCCGAGGAGCGGCUGGCCGCCGGCAGCCUGUAUCCCGCCAUCAGGGAGGCCAACACUUUGGCCUUGGAUGUGGGCGUGGCCGUGGCCCAGUACCUCUUUGAACACGAUCUGGCAAACAUCUAUCCCGUGCCCAAGGAUGUGUGCCAAUUCAUUCGGAAGACUCAGUACAAGCUGGAGUACGAGAGCGCUCUGCCGCCCACCUGGUCGUAUCCUCAUUUCCCAGCCUGUCUCGGCAAUGAUUGCAAAGCGAAGACUAUUUUGUAAUUAGAGACAACUCUCACAGAUACACCACACACAGAUAAAUGUAUCUGGUGUCGCACAGGAUGGGGGAGGCUGGCGGUAAAUGCUCGACAUUUUAACGUUAUUAUUGUCCUGUCAACGAGGGACAUUGACAUGCUGCUCUCGCUUCUCGCUGCUCCCUGCUCCCUACUCCCCGCUCCCUACACCCUGCUGUAUGUGUGUAUGCGCGUGCGUAUCUGUGUGUGUAUCCUGCUGAUUUGCAUAUAAAAUAGGACGAAAUGUCGGCUGCUCACCA
Drosophila obscura is the source of this 2065-nucleotide messenger RNA. RefSeq names its product NADP-dependent malic enzyme-like. Gene Ontology annotation, molecular function: malate dehydrogenase (decarboxylating) (NAD+) activity; malate dehydrogenase (decarboxylating) (NADP+) activity; NAD binding. Gene Ontology annotation, cellular component: mitochondrion. The record is from RefSeq and is a predicted model, not a curated record. Lineage: Eukaryota; Metazoa; Arthropoda; Insecta; Diptera; Drosophilidae. The transcript has 4 exons. Bases 1 to 1794 code for a protein of 597 amino acids. Gene Ontology annotation, biological process: malate metabolic process; pyruvate metabolic process.